AUGAUCUCAGCACAAGGCACGAUAGCAAUUGCAACCAACGACGCGGAGGUAGCAUCACCGGUCCGAACGAUCAGACCCUGGGAAGCCCUCAGCCUGUUCGGUUUCACAAAAGAGGAAAGCAGAAAACUGUUGUUUGAGGAGAAACUCAGUUGCAGAGAGACAAAAGAGACAACGAAGAGCAUGGCACCACAGCAGGUGUGGCAGCAAGUGUUCACUUACAGCAUGUGCAAAAACAUCCAGCGACAACACCUAUUGGACAAAAUAGAACACAAAUUCUUGACAAUGUACUCAAGACCAAAACAUGCGAAGAAACACCUAACAGCAAUAGUCAGCAGAUCCAUCCACCCAUUCACAACGCUACCGAUCCCAACCGGAGACGAUUGGCAAGAGAAAUGCAACGGAGACCUGGACAUCAGCCACAUCAUCAAGGCAAUCCGCAACAACAAAAAGGUAGACAGAUCAAAGCUCACAAACCCAACGUAUGCCUCAGAACUCAACAGAGAUAAGCUAGAGAUUGAAAACGGCAUCCUAUACCAAUUCGAAGAACCGAAGUCGCCGAAGUCGGCGCCAAUGCGUCAACUACGACGAGCGGUCGUCCCACCAAGAUUGAGAGCCACAAUCAUAGCAGCAUACCACAUAUCACCAAUGGCAGGACACGUAGGGUUCCACAAGACGUAUUACAGGAUAGCCACAAGGUUUUGGUGGCCCGGGAUGGCAAAGGAUAUCAGAGAAGCAGUCCUAGGAUACGGACAUUGCAAUGCAGCCAACGCGCCGAGCCACAAAAACCAAAAGAUUCUACAACGGACCCCAAUCGAAGAACCAUUUGACUUAUGUUGCAUGGACGUUUGGUCGCCAGGAUCAACAAAGAACGCUACCAAACUGCCCACAACUUUGAGGAAGACACUUACAAACAAAGGAGUAGUCACUUACGUUUGCAACAUGACAGGUUGUGCCACGGUCGCUUUCAUCAGCUCCAUGGACUCAGGGAACAUGGCCAGAAUAGCAUUCUCGCAAUUCUUCACGGUCCGAGGCCUGCCACGAUUGAUCCUCAUCGACGAAGGCAGCGAAAACAAAGAUCAAUUUACCGCCCUAUGCGACACGAUUGGAAUCGCAUACCACACGGUGCAACAAAUCGGAGCAGCUGACAUGAACACUUACAAAGAAUGGGCAAUGAACACCAUGUUUGGAACAUAUGCAUGGAAUGCAGCCCCAGUAGAUGGCACGGAUAUCCAACGAGCAUUCGCCGCAGUGGCACGACACUUCAAAUUUCCACUAGACAACUCAGCGGCGGCAUUGUCAAUAUCGGAGGCACGUCAGAAAAACAGGACACGACACCAGCAAACGCCAGGACAGAACACACUAGAGCACAUUGAGACAAUGUUCCCACUCUUCUGGAGACAAAAGGAACUGCUUAAACUUCUCAAUGAGGAACAAAGGGAACACCACAGAAUGCUCAAGAAUCAAACCAGAAUGCGACGGAAAUUUGAAAUUGGAGACCUUGUUAUGGUUCGGAAACAAGUACAAUCAAACGCCUCUGCAGGAAUACCAGCAAAACUGGUGCUAAGAACAAAAGGACCCUACAGAGUCAUCGAGAAAGCGUCAGACGACUUGUACAGACUACAAAAGAUCCCAGGAACAAGCACCAUGCUACAGAAGCGAGGAUCGACCCCAAUCAAAGAAUCAGCAUUCAGAAUGCACAAGAUCCCAUCAACAAUAAUACUUCACAAACGAGUGGGAGUGGACACACCAGAUACAAGACUAGCAAACACAAGGAGCCCGCUAGCACACAGCCCCUUGGAAAUGAAUCUAGGACUGGUUGAUUUUGGGAAAUACGCGACAACACCGACAGACGCAGAAAACGCAUUUGAGCCAAUCAAAGACCUUUGGGAUGAAGAGGUUGCGCCAACGGAAGAUUCAUCAGACAAAGAAGAAGACGACACCCCUACACCAUCCAUACUGGACGCUAUCCAACGCACACAGCCUCGGCCAAUUAACCGAGACGUACCACCAACAGAUACACAAGGCGCCAACCAAAACCAUCACAGAAGAACUCAAUCUACAGAGCGUAUACGAACAAACCACACAAUCCAAGGACAAAUUAUAUGUCUUAGCCCAUCAAGACAACACAUCAGGGUGGAACAACUGGGCGCCCCAAUGACCAGCCCCUUUUGGCCCCUAAUCAAAGAAUUUGCCGACGAGACAACAUACGGCCCAACAGUACCCAUUAGACCCAGCAAAGUAGACCAGGUGCUAAACAAGAGCCCGCACAAAUACGCCUGGUACCAGAAAGAGGUCAACAUCGUUGAAGAUGGCGUGUACGGACCGUUUGAUUUUGAACGAGACUACAAAAUACCGGAUGUGGUGUGGGAAAAAGUGAGAGAGGCGGCACCACAGAUGAAACUAAAAGUGGCCAACAUCACGCCCAAGUCAACACCACCAGGUAGAGCACACAAACGAGCGCAACACAAACGAUAA
Messenger RNA from Cylindrotheca closterium, 2475 nucleotides. The record is from the annotation of a GenBank genome assembly. NCBI's taxonomy places the organism in Eukaryota, Bacillariophyta, Bacillariophyceae, Bacillariales, Bacillariaceae.